UGGGCCUUGCACCUGCCGAGCCCUCAGCCGCCGCCGCCCGGCCGAGCUGACCGGGAAGCAGUUGUCUGCGGCCGCCGGGUGACUCAUCGGCCUUGUCGCCUCCCCCGAGCAGGCCAUCUUGGUCGUGGCCGGAGCGGCAGACGGAGCCGCGGAGGAACCGCGGGGACCCCAGGGCCCGGAACGAGUCCUGCUCCCGGCCGGCGCUGCGGCCUGCGAGUCUGCCGUGGAGGAGCCGCGUUCCCCGGGCUGCGCUCCCGGGGCUGCCCCUGCCUGGGCCCUGGCGGCGUCUCUCUAGGCCGCUGCCCUCCGGCUCGGGUCGCCUGGCCCCCGUGGUCGUGCGCGCCGCGCUGCCCUGACUUCUGUAGGGCCCAGCUCCGCCCCUGCCUUCCAGGUUGGGACUCCGCGCCCACACCUUCGCCCCCCGGCCCGUCCCGGCCCCUCUCGGCCCGGGGCUGACUCUGGCCAGCAUGGUCCAGCCGCAGACGUCCAAACCCGAAAGCCCGGCCUCUGCUGCUGCUUCAAAUGCCCAGAUGGACGACGUUAUUGACACCCUGACCUCCCUGCGCCUCACCAACUCUGCGCUGAGGCGGGAGGCCUCCACCCUGCGCGCCGAGAAGGCCAACCUCACCAACAUGCUGGAGAGCGUGAUGGCCGAGCUGACCCUGCUUCGCACCCGGGCGCGCAUCCCGGGCGCGCUGCAGAUCACCCCACCCAUCUCUGCUAUCACCUCAAAUGGGACUCGGCCCAUGACCACCCCGCCGACCUCUCUGCCCGAGCCCUUCUCCGGAGACCCGGGCCAGCUGGCGGGCUUCCUGAUGCAGAUGGACAGGUUCAUGAUCUUCCAGGCCUCCCGCUUCCCGGGCGAGGCCGAGCGAGUGGCCUUCCUUGUGUCCCGCCUGACGGGGGAGGCGGAGAAGUGGGCUAUUCCCCACAUGCAACCGGACAGCCCCUUGCGAAACAACUAUCAGGGCUUCCUGGCAGAGUUGCGGAGAACCUACAAGUCUCCGCUCCGGCACGCGCGGCGCGCCCAAAUCAGGAAGACUUCGGCCUCGAACAGGGCUGUGCGGGAAAGGCAGAUGCUCUGCCGCCAGCUGGCCGCGGCGGGCACGGGGCCCUGCCCUGUGCAUCCAGCUUCCAAUGGGACGAGUCCGGCACCAGCUCUGCCCACCCGAGCACGGAACCUUUGAGAAUCCGCCACCACCUUGGUAGCAUCUGCAGCCACCCAGGCAGCAUAAGCUCUUUGCUGCUUAGAAGAAAUGUCCAUACAACAGCAUCGCCCCUGUUUGAAGACGUCCCCUCCUGCCUCUCCAGACCUGUUCCACAAGGAGAUCUUCCUUCCAGCCCUCUGGGUGCCCUGGUCACCCACCUCGCUGUGCUUCCUGUUACUGUGUGCCAGCUUUGUACCUACAACUCAUUGCUUGCUUCCCUCCCUCCCGCUUGCACCCCCGGCUAUUCUAAUGACUGCAGCUCUGCUACUCAGGCACGCUGACUCCGCGCACGCUGACCGACCCCUCUCAGUCUGACUCGGUUCCUGGACACUCCUACUCUGCCUGCUGCAGGCCCCCAGGACAGCUUCCCACCUGGUUGUCCUGUUCUCUCUGAUGAGCUCUGGACAGAAGGAAGCCACUUUGGCCAGGCUGGUGGCUUGAUGCGUGCACUUGGAGAGGGGGGUCUGGCUUCCCACCCACAGGGGAUCACCUGCCAGGGCCCAGUGUAUCAGGCAGGGGUCUCAUCCCUGCUGUCAGUGGCCAGGUGGUCACUGCUAGGAGAGCAGUUCUAGCAUUUCUGGGGGGUAAGCUUUACUCUCCAUGCCCCAUUGCCGCCACUGGGGAGGACCGAUGUUGCAGCUAAAGGGAGAGUCUCCCAGAGGAUGCACCUCCCUUAAUGCCUGGCUUUAGCUGCCAGUGUUCUGACAGCACCAGGAAUUCGGGGAAUCUGGAAUUUGCCUGCCCGAUAAGGUUAUUGUGGACUUCGGACCACUGGGCAAUUCUGUCAGGCUGCCAUGGCAGCAGAUCCAUGCACAUCCACACCUGAUGGCCACAGCAGGCUGAGGGGUGGACACUAGUGACUCAGUUUGCUGCCUGGGGUUUCCAGUGGGCAGCACCACAGCUGCUGGUGUUCAGUCACCCCCUCCUCCGCCCCGUGUCACUUGGUGUUGGGCCUUGCCUAGUUGGAAACCUGCUCCUUCUCCAGUCAGGUGCCAUGUGGCCUUCACUGCAGCCCCUUCCACUGAUCACACCACCUCUAGGUCUCCAAAGACGACAUGUAGCAUGCCGACUCCAUUCCUGGGUGAUCAGACGUCCAGCCUCUGUCUAAGAGAACUGACUCCCUCUCACACCUGGAGGACCAACUCCUCUGGGAAACAUCCUUAAGCACUUAAGGAAGGGGGGUGUCUGCCUCUGGCAACUCCAGCCAGGGCCUUAGUGGCAUUUGUAAAGACAAAGAGCUGCAGACUGCCAUGGUCCUAGUGUGGUGGCAGUGCAGAACUGGCACUCAUGUCCCUGUUCUGAGGGACCUUGUGCUUCGUUACAGGGGGAUAACCAAGAAGUCACUUUCUAACUGAGCUUGGCCAAGCCCUUUGGACUGUGAUGCUCCCUCGGUAUUUCAAUGCCAGACGGACCAGGGGGGAGGUGGGGAAUCUUACCCUGGUUCAUCUGCCCUGUCUGAAGGGCCCUGGCUUGACUGCACAAGAACAAUUUCCAUCCCCCCCCAAAGAUAUGUAUAUGCCUUGGGACCCCAGGGGUUGGGUCCUGGGACCUGUCCUCUCUUCCUGAGAGUUCUGAUGGUGCUGGGAACAGUGACAGUGAUGCUGAAGCACCACUGCCUUGCGAGGUCAAGGAUAUUCAGUGGUUGCUGUGGUUUCACAGACCACUGCCUCCCACGCAUCGUAAACUGUUAGCCCAAUUGCCCUGCUAAACAACUGCCUGAAUACAGGCUUCAGGUUCCCCUGGACUCCAGCUGAGGCUGACCAGGUGGGACCAUGGUGCUCAUUAAGCAUGAACGGAGGGAGGACCCAGUGGGGCCACCAUUCCUGGGAGUGGGACUGCGGGUGGCAGGUAUACAGAUGACUUUCUCUCUGUGUUCAGUUCUCAGAAUUCCGUCUCCAGCAGCUGCGUUGGUGAGACUAGUACUUGCCAGGUGGAGGUGCCCCCGAGUGAAGGGGUACAGUGGCACCUGGGGAAAAGGCACUUGGAAGGUCUCCCUGUGGCCCAGCCAACCCAGGGUAGGACACCCAGCGUGGAAGCAGGGCAGGAACUCUGCCAUCUCACCAUACUGGCUCUACCCAAGUGGCUUUUUGAAAGUGCCACCAUGUUUGCAUUGGGCACUGUGUUUUAGAGUUGUGUUGCUGUACACACUGACUGGAGCCGCGUGGGAGAGGCUGGCCACAGUCCCCAUCCACACCCAUGGCUGGGUCCUUUGCAUAUGGGUUGUUGAGCCUAGUUCAAGCUGCUGCUCCGGCUUCAUUUGGCUCGGAGAUUUGAUUGUGUCUUGUCUCUUGGUGCUUACGUUUGUGGGCUUGGGACAGUGCUGUUGUGCAUUUAUGACCUUCUUGAUAGCUCCUCACAGCUUUGAAACCUGGAGCAGAUGAGAGAGGGUCAGGGCUUGCCCUCCACAUGGGAGUUGGAAGAAGCCCACAUUGGAGAGCUCUAGUGGGAGACACCUCAGUCCCAGCUAAGGAGGGUGAGACCCAGCCCUGUGCAGCCCCAAGGGAGACCUCAGUGACAGGGGGAGCAGGUUGGAGAAGAAUGUGGGGGAAGGGAGAUGCUUUGUACAUAUUUUGGGGUUAAAAUUUCUCUAAAUUUUAAGAGAAAAAGUAUUGAUUUAUAAAAGGGACAGGCAGUAGUGUUAAACAGUGCAUGUGAUGGAAAGUUUUCUAUGUUUUCCAUGAUGUUGACAUUAUUUGGACUCUUGUGACUGCUCUCUGGUCUACAUGACACCCUGUCUGGUAAGUAAGCUUCAUUGCAUAUCAGGGCAGAAUUGGAGAUGGGAUUUAUUACGGAGCGACUUCCCUGGCUAGUAUAGUGUGACCUUGAGACUCACUUGAUGUCCUAAAGCAUAUUGGUGACUUCUAGGAAACAGCAAAGACCCAUUUCAGUGGCCUCAGGUAAGUACGUGGUGAGUGAGUAAUGACGGAGUGGAAAACAAAACCCUGAGGGUAUGGCAGGGCUGUCCUGUCACACAGGCUCCAGCUGUUAAGACUCGCUGCGGCCACCGGCAUAGAGCUUUGGGUGGGAGGA
Messenger RNA from Lemur catta (Ring-tailed lemur), 4238 nucleotides. It is a transcript of the gene RTL6, whose product is annotated as retrotransposon Gag like 6. The transcript is spliced from 2 exons. NCBI's taxonomy places the organism in Eukaryota, Metazoa, Chordata, Mammalia, Primates, Lemuridae. The record is from RefSeq and is a predicted model, not a curated record. The coding region runs from base 468 to 1187 and encodes 239 amino acids.